AAGCAAAGCAUAAGUGAUAGUUAGCAUAGCAUUGUGUGAGAUUCUCUUUAUCGAUCCAAUGGUUUGGAAAAGCAAAAGCCUCUCCUCCAUGUUACUACUGCUGCUACUAGUGUUGGUUGGUUUUGCAAACUCAGAUUUAAGCAAAGACAGAGAAGAGUGUGCAGACAAACUAAUUGGUCUAGCUAGUUGUGUUCCUUACGUGGGUGGGGAAGCCAAAACCCCCACCAUAGAUUGCUGCAGUGGCCUCAAAGUGGUCCUUGAUGAGAGCAAGAAAUGCAUCUGCAUCCUCAUCAAGGAUCGCAAUGACCCCAAUCUUGGCAUCAAGAUCAAUGCCACACUCGCUGUUCAUCUCCCAAGUGCUUGCCACGCACCUGCUAAUAUAUCUCAGUGCGUAGAUCUUUUGCAUUUGGCACCCAACUCUCCUGAUGCUAAGCUGUUUGAGGGGUUCGAAAAAUCAGCCAAAACAAACACUUCCUCCACCCCAGUUUCCAGUGGUGGUGCUACUGCUACUGCUGAGAAGGGAUCAAGUCAAAGUGCUGAGGAAAAGAGUGAUGCUGUGUCCAUAAAGAGGUGUCUGCUGCUUUGCUCUAUCUUACCAUUUCUCUUCCUCUUUGUUUGAUCCACCUUCAUGUGUCUAUUUCUCAUAGUUUUUUAAUGCUUUCCUACUUUUGUGAGCAAAACUAAAACAAAAUCUAUCUAUCUAUUACUAGUUUUUGGAAGUAAUUAUCAAUUCUUGUUGUUGGGUCUAGUCUUUUUCUUGUUAUACUUCAUACCUUUACCUGUACGUAUACCACUUUCUCUUCACUAGAGGAAAGGAAUUAAUGGUUGAUGCUCCUUUUUUAUUUUCCACCAUA
Messenger RNA from Cajanus cajan (pigeon pea), 854 nucleotides. RefSeq names its product non-specific lipid transfer protein GPI-anchored 14. The record is from RefSeq and is a predicted model, not a curated record. Lineage: Eukaryota; Viridiplantae; Streptophyta; Magnoliopsida; Fabales; Fabaceae.